Messenger RNA from Dermochelys coriacea (leatherback sea turtle), 1738 nucleotides. RefSeq names its product endoplasmic reticulum lectin 1 (gene ERLEC1). Gene Ontology annotation, biological process: retrograde protein transport, ER to cytosol; endoplasmic reticulum unfolded protein response. NCBI's taxonomy places the organism in Eukaryota, Metazoa, Chordata, Testudines, Dermochelyidae. The record is from RefSeq and is a predicted model, not a curated record. Gene Ontology annotation, cellular component: endoplasmic reticulum lumen.
AGGCCCGCCCCGGAAAUGGCGUUGCGCGCUCCACCGGAAGCAGACGUGGCCGGUGUUGCUGACGGUUGUGACUGGGUGGCUGCUGGCUCUCUCCCGAUCGGUCCCCACAGCCCCCCGCCGGGCGGGAUGAGGCGGUGCCGGCUGGGCCCCGCGGCGCUGCUGGCGCUGCUGGGCGGGGUCCUGGCGGGGGCUGGAGGCGGCGGCGGCGGCGGCCGAGCCCUCCCGCAGCUCAGCGACGACGUCCCCUUCAGGGUGAACUGGCCCGGCACCGCCUUCAGCCUGCCAACAACUGGUGUUUUGUACAAAGAAGAUAAUUACAUCAUUAUGACAACUGUAGAUAAAGAAAAAUAUAAAUGUAUACUUCCACUGAUAGCAAACGGAGAUGAGGAAGAAGAAAAGGAUUAUAAAGGGCCUAGUCCAGGAGAAUUGUUGGAACCUCUUUUCAAACAAAGUAGUUGUUCAUAUAGAAUUGAAUCUUACUGGACUUACGAAGUCUGCCAUGGAAAAUACAUUCGUCAGUACCAUGAAGAGAAAGAAACUGGCCAGAAAAUAAACAUUCAAGAGUACUACCUUGGGAACAUGCUGAUAAAGAGUCCAUUAUCAGACCCAGAUCAAGACGAAAAGGAAAAUCUGAAAGAGAUUCCUACAAAGAACAUAGAAGGGCAGAUGACCCCGUACUAUCCUGUAGGAAUGGGAAAUGGUACACCUUGUAUUUUGAGACAAAACCUGCCCAGAUCAAGUACAGUGAUGUAUAUCUGUCAUCCUGAAGCUAAACAUGAGAUCCUAUCAGUAGCAGAAGUUACUACAUGUGAAUAUGAAGUGGUCAUAUUGACACCUCUGUUAUGCAACCAUCCUAAAUAUAGGUUCAGGGCUUCUCCAGUGAAUGACAUAUUUUGCCAGUCACUGCCAGGAUCCCCACUUAAACCCCAUAAUCUGGAACAGCUGGAGCAACAGCAAGAAAUGCUGAAGAUGCCUUUUAGAAGGGUUAAGGAGGAAGAAAUACAUUCAACAAAAGAAGAGAAAUUUUCCUCCAUCCAUAAGCCAGUUGCUGUUGGAUCCCAACAGUUGCUAACUGUUGGAACAACACACAUCUCCAAAUUGACUGAUGACCAACUCAUAAAGGAGUUUCUUAGUGGUUCUUACUGCUUCCAUGGGGGUGUAGGUUGGUGGAAGUAUGAAUUCUGCUAUGGCAAAUAUGUACAUCAGUAUCAUGAGGAUAAGGAAAGUGGCAAAACUUCUGUAGUUGUUGGUACCUGGAGCAAAGAAGAACACAUUGAAUGGGCCAGGAAGAAUGUUGCUAGAGCUUAUCAUCUCCAAGAAGAUGGUAUGCAGACAGUUAGAGUGGUAUCUCAUUUCUAUGGUAAUGGAGAUGUUUGUGACUUAACUGACAAGCCAAGGCAGGUGACUGUGAAGUUGAAGUGUAAAGAAUCUGAUUCCCCUCAUGCUGUAACAGUAUACAUGCUGGAGCCUCACUCCUGUCAAUACAUUCUUGGGGUGGAAUCUCCAGUCAUCUGUAAGAUCUUGGAUACAGCGGAUGAAAAUGGGCUCCUUUCGGUGCCCAAUUAAAAGAAUAAUCCAGUCUGUGAAUCAGAUUCAUAGAAAGCCAAGAGAUACUUGCCAGCCAACCUUUCCACCAGAAAUAUAUAUAUAUAUAUAUAUAUUAGAAGGAGGGACUCAUGAACCACUUUGUGUAUAUCUAUGUGUAUAUAAGAGAUGGAUAAACUUUUAAAGAUUAAAA